Chaetomium fimeti is the source of this 1485-nucleotide messenger RNA. RefSeq lists its product as uncharacterized. The transcript has 4 exons. NCBI's taxonomy places the organism in Eukaryota, Fungi, Ascomycota, Sordariomycetes, Sordariales, Chaetomiaceae. The record is from RefSeq and is a predicted model, not a curated record. Bases 130 to 1479 code for a protein of 449 amino acids.
UCUCUGCUUGCUCCAGGUCCUCGUCCGUGUUAGGCUUAGCUUGCACACACUCACACAUGGGAUACAUGUAUUGUUCGUGAAUCCGUUUCGACCUUUGGCCUGCGUCGUUGGCGCACAUCACCUCGCACGAUGCCGAUUCAGCCCCCCUCGUGGUUGAGCUGGUACAAGAAGCCAGAGUAUCGCGACAUCAAGGAGUAUGCCGCCAAUGUCAGCUCCGGACGACGCCCCGUGAGCCCGGAUGGCCGCAACGGAGGCAUCCCCAGCCGGCUGCGGCUCGACCGCAUCCUGGCAAACAAGACAUGCAGUCCAAUGUCGUUGUACGACUUUUACAUGUAUCUGCAGUACGUUGAGUACUCGGCCGAGAAUCUCGAGUUCUACAUGUGGUUCAAGAGCUACGAAGCUGCUUAUGCCCGAGGACUGGUAAUCGAAAACAAGAACUACGGUGCCAUUCCCAGCGCCGCUCAGUCCACCUCAUCCGUAUCCCAGGUCAGAUCCGGCGACAGCGCCAUCUCCAUCGAGAAGCACGACACCGAAGACGAUGACGACGACAACAGCGAAGCAGCCAAAGAAACCCUCGCGCGCAUCUCCCAACUAAUCUCCACCACCGCGCUCUGCACCUCCAAAUCCGCCUGCGCCGACGCCGCCCGCGCCUCCUUCUCCUCGCCCCAACCCACCAACCCCCACCAACCAUUCACCACCACCACCACCACCAGCACCACCACCAAACCCACCCCAACAACCGAGCUCUCCACCAUCACCACCCUCUUCCUCCUCCCCAACGCGCCCAAAGAACUCAACAUCCCCCCAACCCUCCGCAGCGAGGCCCUCGCGGCGCUCGCCGCCGCCGCCUCCUCCAACCGCCCGGCCUCCCCCGACGUCCUGCGCCCCGUGGCCGAGCACGCCUACACCCUAUUACGCAACUGCUCGCACCGCAACUUUGUGCGCCUGGGCGUCGGCAACGGCACCUUCGAGACGGUCUGCGUGGCGACGGUGUUGGGGUGGACGCUCCUCCUGGCGGGGUUUUUGUUGGUCGCCUGUCGCGCGGCGCUGCCGGUCAGGGGUGCGCAUGCGAGGUGGGAGGUGUUUGCGGCGUGGCCGCUGUGGUGGUUGGGGAUGAGUUUGGUGCUGUCCGGGUUGAGGGGGAGUUGUUUUUUCUUGUUGCUGUUUUCGAGGAGGCAGCGGUUGCCGUGGGAGCGGUUUGAUGGUGGGGGGGAGAAGAGGGGGGGGAGUGAGGAGAGGGGGAGGACGGGGGGUGGUGGGGGGUUGAGGGAGAAUACGACGGUUGGGGGGGGAGGGUUUAGUCUGUGGCGGUCGGUGAGACGGUUGAUGAUCUUUGAUCGGAGGAUUCGGGUGCAGGAGAGGCAUUUGAGGAGGUUGCAGAGGAAGAUUGUUGUGCAGAGCCUGACGGGUGGGGCCAUCUUUGCGACGUUGUGUGUGGUGUUGUUUAUCUGGUUGCCGGUCUGGAGGGAGACGGUGUAAGGGGUG